GUGUGUAAUGUUCGGAUCCACGCGUUGAAACCGGUGUGCCUAUUCCUUCGGUAUUUUUCUUGUCCCAUGGCUCUCGAAAAACGUGUUGAAGGAUAUCAAACUGAGAAAAAUGAAAUACAAAAAAAGGAACCUUUUGCAAUGAAUCUUUUUGUCGGAGACACUCGACAACUCGAAAUCAGAGCGAAAUGAGUGAAGUUUACUACUCGUAGCGUCGGGGCGCCUCGGUCUCUCUCAACUACCAAAAUGGCGUCGAGUGUCAAAUCGUCGAGAGACUGGAAACAAUGCAGAGGCAAAAAUGCCUUCACAGUGCUUUUCUGAUCAGUUCCAAAGCUGAAAAUGAAGCUCGCGAGAACGAGAAUUCACUGUUUUGUGUGGUGGUGAAAUCAAAGUGUGAGAGCUAAAAACUUUAGUUUAAAAAAAAAAUCACGCGGGUGUGUUGAGUGAAUGAAGGGAAGAAAUUUCUUAAGAUAUUGCACGUUCGGAGUCUGUGACACUAGCUGGUCCAAUGGAGCAGAUUUUUAUUCUCGGGUUCGCUUUAUUGACAAUCGUCAAUGAAGUUUGCGCUGGAGGACUGCACUUCAACGUUGAGCCAGAGGAUAUCGUAGUAGAACAAGGAGGGCCUGCAAGAUUAGAUUGCCAGGCGAAAAGUGUCUUUGGUGAUCCCAAAAUCGAAUGGCGAACAGACGAUGGACAACCGAUUACAUUUAUCGGCGAUAACUAUCGAUCUCAGCUCGCUAAUGGAUCCCUGUACAUUAGCAGUGUCUAUUCUGGUAAUCCAGAGUUAACUGGAGGAUACCAAUGUCUCGCUUCCGUCGAUGAUGUUGGGGCAAUCGUUUCUCGGUCCGCCUCAAUUAGGCUUGGCAGCCUGCCAGGAUUUGAAAGGGAACCCCAAGACAUCAUCGCUAACCCCGGACAAGUUGUUUAUCUCAGCUGCUCACUGUCGAUGUUUUCUAAGCAAAUAAAAAUAAAGUGGCUAAAGGACGAGCAGCCUCUGAUGAUGGAUGAAAGUCGAAUGACAAUCCUCCCGUCAGGCGCUUUGGAAAUCGACGAUGUGCGAACUCAAGAUGUUGGUUCCUACAUGUGCAAUGCCAGUGGUUUUGGGCAAUACAGACUGAGUAACAAAGGACAACUUACGAUGCUACCCUCCGAUACUGAUCAAGCAACGGCUCCAACGUUCAUCGCAAUACCAACGCAGCAAGUGGCAAUCGCAGGAUCAACUGUCACUCUAGAAUGCGCUGUCAACGGAAACCCGAAACCUUCCGUUUUUUGGCUCAAGGAUGGCGUCGCGAUCGACUUUGCACCGCUUGAUUCUCGACAUCGAAAAGUUGCAUCCUCCAGUCUGAUGAUCACUGACAUCCGGGAACAAGAUCAUGGCUCUUAUCAAUGCCGAGCACAAAACGAGGUCGAAACUCUUGACGCUGUCGCGGAAGUUUAUGUCCAGGUUCCACCGAAGUUUGUGAAACGCCCGCAAGAUAAAACAGCUAACGAGAAUCAGGAUCUGGAAUUCGAAUGUGAAAUUCACGGGAAACCGGAGCCAAAAGUCACGUGGUUAAAGAACGGAGAACGCAUUAAUUACAGCCAGUAUUGGCAACUCGCCAACGGGCACAAUCUCAGGAUAAAUGGCCUCUUGGCUAUCGACGCAGGAAUUUUUCAAUGCAUCGGUGUUAAUCCUGCCGGAAGCAUUCAAGCGUCCGCAAGGCUCACGAUUAAUCAACCGAAAAAAGCAAAUUCCCGAAAGGCGACGACACCGAAAUCAGUGCCGAAGAAGAAAUUGCCACUGUAUCGACAAUUGUAUAAUAAUACCUGGCAGCAUCCUAGUACCCUUUUGGGGCAUACACUUUCGGCUUAUACACCAAAUCCUCCACUUUCGAUUAGUCCGUCCGACGAUUCUCCAGAUCUUCUGGACUCAAUCAGAGGUCCCAAUUCCUUUUACGAUCCAGACUCCCAUUUUAUAGACGACACAGAGAGCUUGGAAUCGAUCGAGGGAAGCUUCCCGUCCGCACCAAGGAACUUGAGUCUGGUCAUCAUCACCUCUAGGUUUAUCACACUUCGAUGGCUGGAACCAGAAGAUACGAAUGGAGAUAUCACUGCCUACUAUAUUUAUUAUAAACAGGAGGGAUCACAAAGGGAACGAGUCAUAAGUACAUCUUACAAACAGACUGAAGCUGUCAUUCCAAGUUUGCAACCUAGCACAACUUACUACUUCCGCAUUAUUGCGCACAAUUCUCGAGGUCCUGGAUCUUCGAGCGAAGUUUUGCGAGUGACCACACAUUUUGAGGCUAAUGUACCUGGACCUCCGAUCAAUUUGGAUGGCCAUCCCACGAGCAGUUCGAGUAUAGCUUUGUCGUGGGAAGAACCCCAAAUAUUAAACGGAAGAAUAUCCAAAUAUGUCAUCACGUUUUCGAAGGGAGACGACGAGGAAAGUAAAGGCGAGACAACGGGUACGACUUAUGAGUUGAUAGAUCUCGUGCCUUACACAGAAUAUACUAUUUGGAUCCAAGCUGUAAAUGAAAAUGGACCUGGUGCCUCAAGCAGCGAAAUUAUAAUACGCACAUACAGUACUCAACCUAGUCAGCCUCCGCACAACGUCACUCUCGAAGCAGCUAGUUCAACGAGCGUUAUAAUUCGUUGGGAGCCGCCACUUGAGGGACAAAAUGGAAUUAUUACUGGGUACAAGAUACGGUAUAAACGACGAGGAGGGUCCCCUCACACAAUAACCACAGAAAGUAACCAGCGGUUUUAUGUCCUUUCUAAUCUGGACAAACAUAUUGCCUAUCUAGUACGAAUUAGUGCCUUUAAUGUUAAUGGAACUGGACCUUGGACUGAGUGGAUGACAAUAGAGACUUACGAGAACGAUUUGGACGAAAGUAUCGUGCCAAGUGAACCUAGUAAUCUGAGAACAAAACCAAUGUCGGAUUCGAUAGCCGUCUGGUGGAGUCCGCCGAAGGAUUCGAGUAUUAAAGUCAGAGGUUACAUUCUCUCGUGGGGAAAAGGCUUUCCAGACGUUUACAAAAUCGAUUUGGAUGGCAAACAGCGUUACUAUAACAUUGAAUCGCUUGAUCCGAUGUCUGAAUACGUACUUUCGUUGAGAGCAACGAACUUAGCUGGCGCAGGUGGAAUUGUCUACGCCAAAGUCUGGACCACAGAAAAAUCUCAGCCUGAAACAGUUGCUCCCUUGUUACCACCGGUGGGUCUCAAAGCGAUCGUUCUCUCUCCGACAACUGUAGUUUUAUACUGGACAGAUUCCACGCUCUCUAAAAAUCAAUACGUAACUGAUAAUCGAUAUUACGUCGUUCGAUACGCACCCUAUCAUCACAGUAUUACUCCAAAGUACAAGUAUUACAAUGCCUCGGAUUUGAAUUGCAUGAUACAUGAUUUGAAGCCCAAUACGAUGUUUGAAUUCACCGUUAAAGUCGUUAAGGGGAGAAGAGAGUCUCCUUGGAGCAUGGUAGUAAUGAAUCAAACAGAGGAAGCAGCACCGAGUUCUGCACCUCGAGAUUUGACAGUCCGAAGUGUCGAUGACAGACCGACGUCAGUCAUUCUUCAAUGGCUACCUCCGAAAAUGUCAAAUGGACCCGUCACAGGUUACAUAAUUUUCUACUCAGUCGACAAUACAAAAGGAGAAGGAGACUGGCUUGUAGAGGGUGUAGUCGGAGAUAAAGACGAGUUUAUUGUGAAAGGCUUGAAACCUAGCACCACUUAUUUUUUCAAGAUGAAAGCUCGUAACUCAAAAGGAUACGGGCCCUUCUCAACCACCGUUUCUUUCACAACUCUUCCGAGUAAUGGCAAGGAUUUCUAUGACGAUUUGCAUGGAGACGGUCGUGGACUUCCAGGAAUAUUAAUUUACGUUAUUGUGGGAUGUUCCAUUGUUCUUCUCACCGGCGUUGCUGUUGUCGUAGUUGUAGUUUGUUGCCGCAGAAAUCCCGAGUCGCCAGACAGGAAAAAAGGAUACAUGAAAGACACGAAUCAAAAAACAAAUAUCAAGCCUCCAGAUUUAUGGAUUCACCACGACCAGAUGGAACUAAAAGCUCUCGAAAAAUCCUCAGUGAAUGGCGAAGCAUCAACAAGUGGAGUUGCCAGUAAUACUCUUCCUAGAUCAAGCAACCAGGAUUACAACCAAGAGAGCGUUCAUGGAAAUUCCAGUUCCCUGGACAAGCGUACUUACAUACCAAGUUAUAUGGGCAACGGCGAUGAGAAAUGCUCUACCCUGAGCAGACAGCAGAGUCGAGGAAGCCAUAAACCUAAACCUAAACUCAUUACCCUUCCAGUUGAUAGUGCACCGUUCAGCCAACCUAUAGCGACUGCCACACCGAUCGUGAAUAGUAGCAUAUCACAGCCAACGAUUCACAGUACUUGUGGAGAUGUUGCACCACUGAGGCAGAAUUAUCCUCGCACUGCUGCUCAAUAUAGUUUGAGCCGAGCUCAUAUCACUCUAGAGCCAACGCCGGAGUCGAGUCCGGAUUCUUGUAACAUUCCUAGUAAUUACGAGCCCAUGCAGAGUCAAUUGGCUUAUAAUGCAGGCCCACAGUCUUAUACAGCAAGCAGUCAAUAUGCUCCGGGUCGCUAUGGAAAUAGCACUCAACCAUCUAAUUCUACCGGAGAUGUGGACAGCAACAACAGCAUCAAAAGACUUCAGGGUCAUCCUCUGAAGAGCUUUAGUGUACCUGCACCACCUCCACAGUCAGCGCCUUCCACCCCAGCGCAACAAAAACAUGGUGUCUCGCAAGUAACGGUGAGACCCACAAUGUCAGGAAGUCCCUAUAAGAAGACCCUGAACACCAGCCAAUUGGCGAAGAACAGACUUGCCUCUGCAUCCAGUACAUCUCAUACCCCCGAAGAAAUCGAACGACUGAAGCCUUCAUACAGCACUGAAGAAUUGAACCAAGAAAUGGCCACUUUGGAUGGGCUCAUGAAAGACUUGAAUGCCAUAACCGCAUCCGAGUUCGAAUGCUAAGAGUGUUUACCUAAACCACGUGCCAUUCCCACCGGGUCUACCUUAACCAUGCAUUUCUAAUGUUAGUACCUGAGAGACGAAUGUGGCAUUCCACUAGCGAAACGUACUCAAUUUUUAAUUAAGUCUUUCGACUCGAUUUAUUCGACCCUCUACUUUAUUAGGUAAUAAUCGGAAAGACCGAACUACCUAUACUUUUUUAUAAUUAUAUAUGUACUGAAACGCUAAAAGCACUGAA
Molecule: messenger RNA, 5189 nt
Organism: Belonocnema kinseyi
Lineage: Eukaryota; Metazoa; Arthropoda; Insecta; Hymenoptera; Cynipidae
Gene: fra
Product: neogenin
Exons: 26
Coding region: 506-4954 (1482 amino acids)
Biological process (GO): cell-cell adhesion
Cellular component (GO): membrane
Molecular function (GO): protein binding
Source: RefSeq, a predicted model, not a curated record